Molecule: messenger RNA, 2174 nt
Organism: Xenia sp. Carnegie-2017
Lineage: Eukaryota; Metazoa; Cnidaria; Anthozoa; Malacalcyonacea; Xeniidae
Product: apoptosis-inducing factor 3-like
Exons: 21
Coding region: 1-1902 (633 amino acids)
Cellular component (GO): cytoplasm
Molecular function (GO): flavin adenine dinucleotide binding; 2 iron, 2 sulfur cluster binding; oxidoreductase activity, acting on NAD(P)H
Source: RefSeq, a predicted model, not a curated record
AUGCAUAUUUUAAAAUACUAUGCAAACGAAGAAACAUUAUCCAAGGAUCCUGACCAUUUAUCAAAGAAACAAGGUUUCGAACACUUCGUGUUAAUUUUUACUGGACGACCAGAACUGUCAACUGUCAACAUACAAAUGUUUAACAAAAUAUACUGCGUCAAGUUGUAUAUUGCAAAGCUAAUCGAUCGUAGAAACCUUUCAGUUUGUUUGCGAUCUAACGUCUGCAAACUCGACGAAAGAAAUAUUUGCGACUUUUCCUUAAUAGCGAGAGCUGUUUACUACCGUGGAAAGAAAUACUCGAGAAUGACAUCAUCUAUGGUUCAAACAGUUGCAUGCAAGUUUGAUGACAUGAAAGAUGGAGAGAUGCGUCAAAUUGACAUUGGUGAAAAUGGCCAUGCCUUGCUGGUGCGUGAAAAUGGAACAUACACAGCUGUAGGCCAUAAAUGCACCCAUUAUGGUGCCCAGUUAGUUAAAGGUAGUUUAAUGAAUGGCCGUGUCCGUUGUCCAUGGCAUGGAGCUUGUUUCAAUGUGUGGACUGGUGAUAUUGAAGAUUUUCCUGGUCUUGAUGCAAUUCCCAAGUUUCAAACCAAAAUAGUUGAAGGAAAUGUUCUUGUAAUAGCCAAUCCAGAGGACUUAAAAUCCCACAAAAAAGUAUCUGAAAUGAGUCGAGCAUCUCCAAAUGAAGAUGGAAGAACAUUUCUAUUACUUGGUGGAGGUCCAUCAUCGCUUGAAUGUGCUGAAACAUUACGAAAGAAUAAUUUCAAAGGAAAAGUUGUAAUUGCCACUGCAGAGGAUUUUUUGCCUUAUGAUAGACCCAUGCUUAGUAAAGUGCUACAGAAAAAAGGUCAUGAAAUUGCUUUACGACCAAAAGAGUUUUUAGAAAACUAUGAUAUCAAAGUAGAAUUUAAGAAGGAGGCCUGUAAACUACACAAAUCAAAUAAGCUCGUUGAAUUCACGGAUGGAACAACAAUCAAAUAUGAUAAAUUAUUCAUUGGCACUGGCGGAACUCCAAGAUUGAUGAAUGUUCCCGGUGGUGAUUUGAAAAAUAUCUUCUACCUGCGAAAUCCCAACGACGCCAAUGCCAUCGCUGCUGCAUGUAAAGGAAAGAGGAUGCUGGUCAUAGGAACUUCAUUUAUCGGUUUGGAGGUGGCCGCAUUCGGCGUGGACAAAGGUGAAGCGUCAAGCGUUGACGUCGUAGGGCAGUCUCCCACUCCAUUCGCAAGGGUCUUUGGUUCAGAAGUUGGUGCGCGUAUAACUAAAAUGCAUGCUGAAAAAGGUGUGAAGUUCCAUUUUAAUACGUCAGUGAAAGAGUUUAAAGGAGUCAACGGAAAGCUCGAAAAGGCGUUGUUGACAAAUGACGAAGUGCUGGAGGCUGACGUUUGCGUCAUAGGCAUAGGUGUUAAGGCAUCUACGGGUUUUGUUGACGAUUGUAUGGUUGAGACAACAAAACACGGUAGUAUUAUUGUCGAUAAGUAUAUGAAGGCAAAUGAAGAUAUCUACGCUGGGGGCGACAUAGCGUCGUUUCCUCUCAAGAUGCUUAAUGGAAAACAUGUGACCAUAGGUCACUGGCAGCUUGCUCAUGCGCACGGAAAAGUAGCAGCUUUAAAUAUGCUUGCUAAAAGUAAAGAAGUUGACACAGUGCCGUUCUUUUGGACGAUGCAAUAUGGAAAAAGCAUUCGCUAUGCAGGUCAUGCUGAAAGUUUUGAUGAUGUUCUUAUAGAAGGGAGCGUCGAAGAUUUGUCGUUUGCUGCCUAUUACAUCAAAGGAAACGAUGUUUUAGCUGUUGCUACUGUAGGAAAGGAUCCGAUUGCCGCGCAUGUUGCAAACCGUUUGUACAGCGGUACUAUGCCUAAAGCGGAUAAGAUCAGAGCUGAUCCGUCAAAAUGGCACCAGUCGUCAUGAAAUAAGUUUUGCAUCAUAAAAGCAACCAGGGAGAAUGAAAUGUGGCAAAGAAAAAAUAGGCUUCACUAUUGUAUUUUAAAAAGACUAUAUAUCACUUACGUACAUCGGCUCAUUCAUCUUUUUUCUUCGCAAUUUCAUCACCUUAAUUAAAAAACGUGUAUUUUGUGUUAGUUACUCUCUUUUGUUCAAGUAUAAUGACUAUUAAUGAAACUACACAAUUGUGUUGAAAAUUUCGAUAAAUCAUUACACAUUUUCUAUACUCAUAGCAAAAA